Cervus elaphus (red deer) is the source of this 4751-nucleotide messenger RNA. It is a transcript of the gene MUC6, whose product is annotated as mucin 6, oligomeric mucus/gel-forming. The transcript is spliced from 32 exons. Bases 57 to 4751 code for a protein of 1564 amino acids. NCBI's taxonomy places the organism in Eukaryota, Metazoa, Chordata, Mammalia, Artiodactyla, Cervidae. Gene Ontology annotation, cellular component: extracellular matrix. The record is from RefSeq and is a predicted model, not a curated record. Gene Ontology annotation, molecular function: protein binding.
CCGCGUUGUGCCCCGCGGAGGCGCGGGUCCAGCAGUGACCGCUCCCGCCUCGCGCCAUGCUCGGGCCACGGCUGCUGCUGCUCCUCUCCUGCGGGGGGGCCCUGCUCGGUGCUGGUCUGGAGGACAGCUCCUCGGUGCCCCCAGGGCCCCACAGGGUGAAGGACGCCCCCCAGACAGCUCCAGACAACAAGGGCCGGUGCUCAACAUGGGGGGCUGACCACUUCUCCACCUUCGACGGCCUCACGUAUGACUUCUCGGGGACCUGCAACUAUGUCUUCGCGGCCGUCUGCGAGGAUGCCCCAUCCACCUUCAGUGUCCAGCUGCGGCGAGGGCCUGGGGGGAACAUCUCCCGGAUCAUUGUGGAGCUGGGGGCCUCUGCGGUCACCGUGCAGGGCUCAGUCAUCGCCGUCAAGGACGUGGGGGUGGUCAGCCUGCCCCACACCAGCAACGGGCUCCAGAUCACACCCUUCGGACAGAGCGUGCGGCUGCUGGCCAAGCAGCUGGAGAUGGAGCUGGUGGUCAUGUGGGGUCCCGGUGCCCACCUCAUGGUCCUGGUGGAGAGGAAGUACAUGGGCAAGAUGUGCGGGCUGUGCGGGAACUUCAAUGGCGAGAAGACCAACGAGUUUCUGAGCGAGGACGGCCAACUGCUGGAGCCCCACAAGUACGCCGCCAUCCAGAAGCUGGACGACCCCAACGAGAUCUGCGCCUACGAGGCCAUCCCCAGCCCCCGGCUCCUGCAGGCACAGCACGCCCAGGCCUGCCUGCAGCUGCUGACCCUGGUGGCCCCCGAGUGCACCGUGCCCCGGGAGCCCUUCCUGCAGAGCUGCCAGGCAGACAUGGCCGCGUGCGUCCAGCCCAGCCGGCACAACUGCAGUUGCGCCACGCUGUCUGAGUACUCACGCCAGUGCAGCAUGGCCGGCCAGCCCGUCAACAGCUGGCGGAGCCCCGACCUCUGCUCUGUGGGCCAGUGCCCGGCCAACCAGGUGUACCGGGAGUGCGGCGACACCUGCGUGCAGACCUGCUCCAACCCGCAGCAUAGCUGCUCCAGCUUCUGCACCUUCGGCUGCUUCUGCCCAGAAGGGAUGGUUCUGGACGACAUCUCCAAAAACCACAGCUGCGUGUCUGAGCCCCAGUGCCCCUGCACGCUCAGCGGGGUGGUCUAUGCCCCUGGGGAGGUCACGACAGCCGCCUGCCAGACCUGCCUGUGCUCGGGGGGCCACUGGGAGUGUGAGGAUCGGCCCUGCCCACGGCGCUGUACCCUGGAGGGCGGCUCCUUCGUCACCACGUUCGACGCCAGGCCCUACCGCUUCCAUGGCACCUGCACCUACAUCCUUGUCCAGAGCCCCCAGCUCCCUGACGGCGGCUCGGUCAUGGCUGUGUUUGACAAGUCUGGUUACUCACACUCGGAGACCUCCCUGGUCGCUGUCAUCUACAAGUCCAGCCAGGACAAAAUCGUGAUUUCUCAGGACGAGGUGGUCACCAACAAUGGCGACAUCAAGUGGCUGCCAUACAAGACUCGAAACAUCACGGUCUUCAGGCAGACAUCCACCCACCUCCAGAUGGUCACCACCUUUGGGCUAGAGCUCGUGAUCCAGCUGUGGCCUGUGUUCCAGCUGUACAUCACUGUUGGGCCCCAGUUCAGAGGCCAGACCAGAGGGCUCUGCGGCAACUUCAACGGGGACACGACGGACGAUUUCACCACGAGCAUGGGCAUUGCCGAGGGCACUGCCUCGCUCUUCGUGGACUCCUGGCGGGCGGGGAACUGCCCCGCUGCGCUGGAGCGUGAGACCGACCCCUGCUCCAUGAGCCAGCUCAACAAGGUGUGUGCGGAGACCCACUGUGCGGUGCUGGUGAAGAAGGGCACGGUGUUCGAGAAUUGCCAUGCCACCGUGGACCCCAAGCCCUUCUACAAGAGGUGCGUAUACCAGGCCUGCAACUACGAGGAGACCUUCCCGCACAUCUGCGCCGCCCUUGGGGACUACGCGCUCGCGUGCGCCUCGCAGGGCGUCCUGCUACAGGGUUGGAGGAGCAGCGUGGACAACUGCAGCAUUCCCUGCACAGGCAACCAGACGUUCAGCUACGACAGCCAGGCCUGUGACCACACGUGCCUGUCGCUGACCGACCGAGAGGCCGAGUGCCACCCCAGCGCUGUGCCGGUGGACGGCUGCAACUGCCCCGAGGGCACCUACCUGAACCACAAGACCGAGUGUGUGCGCAAGGCACAGUGCCCGUGCCUCCUGGACAACCACGGGUUCAUCCUGGCCGACCAGUCCACCAUGGUCAACGGGGUCGUCUGCCACUGCAUCAACGGGCGGCUGAGCUGUCCAGCGCGGUCUCAGAUGCUUUUGGCAACCUGCUCGGCCCCAAAGACGUUCCAGUCCUGCAGCCAGUCCUCGGAGGACAAGUUUGGGGCAGCCUGCGCCCCCACCUGUCAGAUGCUGGCCACUGGCACCCCCUGCGUGCCCACGAAGUGUGAGUCCGGCUGUGUCUGUGCCAAGGGGCUCUACGAGGACGCCAGUGGGCAGUGCGUGCCCCCCGAGGAGUGCCCGUGCGAGUUUGCGGGCGUCUCCUACCCCCGGGGCGCUGAGCUCCACACCGACUGUAAGAGCUGCACCUGCUCGAACGGGACGUGGUCCUGCCAGCAGAGCGCCCACUGCCCGUCCACCUGCAGCCUCUAUGGGGAGGGCCACGUGGUCACCUUUGACGGGCAGCGCUUUGUGUUUGAGGGCAACUGCGAGUACAUCCUGGUCACGGAUGGCUGCAAUGCCAGCGACUCGCAGCCCACCUUCAAGAUCCUGACAGAGAACGUCGUGUGUGCGAAGUCGGGCGCCACCUGCUCGCGGGCCAUAAAGAUCCUCCUGGGGGGCCUGUCCAUCGUGCUGGCAGACGCCAACUACACGGUGAGCGGGGAGGACCCCGGCGUGCACUUCCGGGUCAAGGCUGGCUCCCUGAACCUGGUGCUGGACGUCACCAUCGGCAGCGCGUACAACCUGACCCUCACCUGGAACAAGCACAUGACCGUCUUCAUCAAGGUUGCCCGCACCUCCCAGGAUCCCCUCUGCGGCCUGUGUGGCAACUACAACGGGAAUAUGAAGGACGACUUCCAGACACGCAGCAAGUACUUGGCAUCCAGCGAGCUGGAGUUCGUGAACUCCUGGAAGGAGAGCCCUCUGUGCGGCGACACCACCUUCGCGCUGGACCCCUGCAGCCUCAACGCCUUCCGUCGCUCCUGGGCCGAGCGCAAGUGCAGCAUCAUCAACAGCCAAACCUUCGCUGCCUGCCACAGCCAGGUCUACCGCCUGCCCUACUAUGAGGCCUGCGUGCAGGACACAUGUGCGUGCGACACUGGCGGGGACUGCGAGUGCCUGUGUGACGCUGUGGCCGCCUACGCCAAGGCCUGCGUGGACAAGGGCGUGUGUGUGGACUGGCGGUCCCCCGACUUCUGCCCUGUGUACUGCGACUUCUACAACACGCACACGGAGGUGGGCAGCGAGUUCCAGUACACCCAGGGGGUCAACUGCACGUGGCGCUACCAGCCAUGCCUCUGCCCCGUGUGGCCACAGAGCAUCCCGGACAACAUCGAAGGCUGCUACAACUGCUCCCAGGAUGAGUACUUCGAUCACGACACAGGGACGUGUGUGCCAUGCAUGCCACCGCCCAGCACACCGGCGCCCACAACAGGCUCGCCUGCCACAGAAACCACGCCAGCCAUGGCCAGCACCACGCUGACCCCCAGCACUGGGCUUGGCUCCCCACCACCACCCACAGUCCCCACGCAGACGCCCAGCCUCCUGGCCACGGCCAUGGCCUCCUCCUCCACACAGGCAGGGACAGCCCCGACCACCCGGACACAACCAGAGGUCUCCUCAGAGGAAUCACCUCGGAGCACCUCUGCUGUUACCACCCAAGCCACAUCCACAGCGGCCCCCACGGCCACUCAAAGGUCCACAGCCACGGGCCCUCCCAUCACCUGGGCCACCACGCGGCCCCCAGGGCCCUCCCUCAGCACCACCACGCAGUCCACAGCUCGGGCCACGGCACGCACCACUGCAGCCUCGCCAACCCUGGCAACGUCAGGAACCGCCACAGGGCAUCCCACAACAUCCUCAACACAUCGAUGGACCCCCGAAACCCCCAUCAGCCAGGAGACACAGCGCACGGAGCCCCCAUGGCCGCCAGAGAGCACCACAGGGCCCAGCACAGCACACACCGGCCUGCGACCAACGGCCCCCACCAGUCACAGCACACAGGAUGCCCACUCCAAGGCCACCCCCCCUGGGCCAGAGCCCCCCUUCACUGCUCACUCCAGCACCAUCCUUUCGCUUCCUGUCCCCACCACAUCCCAGACAACAGCUCCACCCACGGCAACACUCCUCCAGACCACCACACCCUACCCAGCCCCAUCACCUCCAAAGACCCUUCCCAUCCACGUGUCAACAUCGGCCACCUCCUCGGUGAUGCCAACCUCUCACCAGGUCAUCAUCCUGACCGAGUCCCACACCACCCUCUCCACCACAAGGCCAACUGGCACCCCUUCUCCAUCAACACACACCCCAGUCACAGAGACAGUGCUCACAGCCACAGCCACGUCACUGACAACCACCACAACAGGAACUACCACACCCAGAGCCACACCACUGACAGAGACAACCAGAGAAACUACCACACCCACAGCCACACCACUGACAGAGACCACCACAGGGACCACUACACCCACAGUCACACCAGUGACAGAGAAGCCACACCACUGA